AUGGAAAUAUUUUCUCCGACCAAGAAGUACCGCAGUCACGACUUACAAAAUCAUAUCAAGCAUUGGUGUCCCGAUCAAUUCUUAACAAAGCGGAAGAUUGAAGAAGUUGAUGAGACUGUACCUCGUAAAAAGAUUCGUUAUGAAAGAAUGCUAUCAGAGGACAGCGAUGAUGAUUCAACUUUGGGAGAUGAAGAUCAUGUUGUGUUUAUGAAAUUCGCUCAAAUAGCAAAGGAACGGAACGAAGAGGAAUGGCAGAAGAAGUGGGAAAAGCUACAUGAGAAAAUUAUGGACACAAUAGAAAGAUACAUCGACAGCGGUGUGAAUGAAAAUAAAGCAAUCAGAAAGACAUUGAGGAAAUAUAAAUAUGAGUUUGAUGAAUACUUAGAUUCCAUCACAGACAACGAUUAUGAGGAGAUUGGUGAUACAGAAAGCUCUGACAAUGAGGACGUUGAUGAAACGGAGGACGAAGGCGAAACCGAUGAGGAUACUGAUAAUGAAUCAGAGGACUAG
Molecule: messenger RNA, 510 nt
Organism: Pecten maximus
Lineage: Eukaryota; Metazoa; Mollusca; Bivalvia; Pectinida; Pectinidae
Exons: 3
Coding region: 1-510 (169 amino acids)
Source: RefSeq, a predicted model, not a curated record